UCUUCUUUCUUCUCCUUCAUUUUUUAGCCCUAAUUGUAUUCACCAUUCACAUUAUCACUAUAUACACAAUCAUCACUCAGAGGUGGAUCCAUAAUUUAAAAUUAAUAGAGAUAUUAAUUUUUGUGAAUUAUCUUCCGGAAUCCGAUAAUGAUAUCGGACUCCGCCAUGGAAGAUGACUAGAAUAUUCGAAACGCCGGCGUCUCACCUCCGCCAUUUCAAGCAAUCGUUGAAGACCAAAUCCUUAAUCUCCUCUUCAACCGACGAACCUCAAUUGAUCGAUAGCUUAUGGCGCCUCUAUAUUCUCGAUCCAAACAGCGACAUUGUCAAUCGCUGGAACUACGUGUUCCUCAUCACGUGUUUAAUCUCUCUUUUCAUCGAUCCUCUGUACUUUUACAUCCCUUACGUCAGCGAAAACGCUUGUAUGGCCACUGAUGACGAAGCGGCCACACAAAUUACCGUCUAUCGUACUCUUACGGAUGUUUUUUAUUUCCUACAUAUUCUUAUGAAGUUUCGAACGGCUUUUGUGGCGCCCAGCUCGAGAGUUUUUGGCCGUGGUGAGCUUGUUAUGGAUGCCAAAGAAAUUGCGAUUCGGUACCUCAAGACUGAUUUAAUUGUUGAUUUUACUGCCGCGCUUCCCCUGCCUCAAAUUGUCAUUAAAUAUGUCAUACCCGCAGCUAAAAGAAAUGGAUCUGGUCACUCCAAAAGUACUCUUGCUCUUAUCGUUCUCAUCCAAUACGUGCCAAGGUUGUUCGUUAUUUUUCCGUUAAAUCAGCAGAUUAUCAAAACUACAGGUUUUAUUGCUAAAACAGCUUGGGCAGGAGCAGCUUACAAUCUCCUUCUUUUCAUGUUAGCCAGUCAUGUGGCAGGAGCUUCAUGGUAUGUGGCAUCUAUAGGAAGACAGUACUCUUGCUGGUCGAAUGAAUGUAAGAAGGAACGUGAUGCAGUUCCACCGUGCGUGCCUGAUUUCUUAGAUUGUACAAGUGAUACGGAUACAUAUGUACGCGAUUAUUGGCGAAACAGCACGCAAGUGCUUGUAAAAUGUGAUGCUAUAAAUGAUGAAGAUUCUGGUUUUAAGUUUGGAAUUUUCGCUGACGCCUUUACUAAUGAAGUGGCUUCAUCAACAUUCAUGGAGAAAUAUUUAUACUGUCUUUGGUGGGGUCUAAGAAAUUUGAGUUCAUAUGGGCAGAAUUUGAAUACUAGCACUUAUAUUGGAGAAACAUUAUUCAGCAUUUCCAUAUGCAUCAUUGGCUUAGUUCUCUUUGCACAGCUUAUUGGAAACAUGCAGACUUAUCUGCAAUCUAUGACCGUAAAAAUUGAGGAAUGGAGAAUUAGAAAAAGAGAUAUAGAAGAAUGGAUGAGGCACCGACAGUUGCCUGAAGACUUGCAAGAACGUGUUCGUCGUUUUGAUCAAUGUAAAUGGCUUGCUACAAGAGGAGUUAAUGAAGAAGACAUCUUGCAAUCUUUGCCUUUGGAUCUUCGUCGUCAAAUCCAAAGACACCUAUGCCUUAAACUUGUUCGACGAGUUCCAUUUUUUGCACAAAUGGACGACCAGCUGCUUGAUGCAAUUUGUGAACGACUAGUCUCGUCCCUAAGCAUAAAGGGUACUUAUGUUGUUCGAGAAGGUGAUCCAGUAAAUGAGAUGCUCUUUAUCAUCAGGGGACAACUAGAGAGCUCCACGACAAAUGGGGGAAGAUCUGGAUUCUUCAAUUCUAUCACUCUUAGACCUGGUGAUUUCUGUGGUGAAGAAUUGCUGACAUGGGCCUUAGUUCCUAAUUCAACGCAAUUGCCUUCUUCAACUCGAACUGUGAGAACACUUUCUGAAGUUGAAGCAUUUGCACUUCGAGCUGAAGACCUUAAAUUUUUCGCGGUUCAGUUUAAACGUCUUCACAGUAAGAAGCUACAACAUGCAUUCAGGUAUUAUUCUCAACAGUGGAGAACAUGGGGUGCUUGCUUAAUACAGGCUGCAUGGAGAAGGUAUAGGAAGAAAAAGAUGGAAACUGAAUUGGCUUUACAAGAGAGCUAUUACUAUAAUCAAGAUCCUAACAACGAGGGUAACUACGAUUAUGAUCAAAAUUAUGAGGCUUUUGAAGAUGUUGGUCUUGAGCAACCAUUAGUAGGCAGUGCUCAUAGUUCCCAACAACUUGGAGCUACAAUUUUGGCUAAAAGAUUUGCUACUAAUACAAGAAGAGGAAUAGAACAGAAGGUUCAGAUGACUGAUUCUUCUUCCAGCUUAAAGAUGCCCAAGUUGUUUAAGCCAGAUGAGCCUGAUUUUUCUGCAGAAUGAAGCCAUUAAUUAAUUAGUUAGAACACCCAGCUUUACUGAAAGGUACUAGUGAGUAAUCAAAAAGCUAGUACACUUUUUGUUUGUAAAUUUCAGGAGCCAUAGGCCUUUGUCAAUUUUGACUACAAUAUUCCUCUUACAAUCAUGUGAAAUACAACCUUCUUUUGUACUUGAUUGUGCCUAAACUUGUGACGGAUGAUAAAGCUACAGAUAAUUAGGUGGUCAAAUUA
Nicotiana attenuata is the source of this 2511-nucleotide messenger RNA. Its product is annotated as cyclic nucleotide-gated ion channel 18-like. Lineage: Eukaryota; Viridiplantae; Streptophyta; Magnoliopsida; Solanales; Solanaceae. Gene Ontology annotation, cellular component: membrane. Gene Ontology annotation, biological process: potassium ion transport; transmembrane transport. The record is from RefSeq and is a predicted model, not a curated record. The transcript is spliced from 7 exons. Gene Ontology annotation, molecular function: voltage-gated potassium channel activity. Bases 173 to 2284 code for a protein of 703 amino acids.